AUGGCGACAAACAAUAUUCCAGUACUUCUUCUGUCCGCGACCUGCAGACCCGUGGCCGUCUCGGCAAUUACUAGCAGCUUGAUGCUUCAGCCGAGUGACAUCCAAAUGAUAGAUGGCGAGCUGACACGGCCCGAGAUUCGCCUGAUUCGGGUGACGAUGAAGUCCACACUGAGCUCCUGUGACGAUCUACUUAGGUUAUUUGCGCCGUACACAGUCACCUCGGCAAGGGAGACUGUACCCAUGAUAAUCUACUCAGGUACUCGCAAUCGCACUUUCCAAGUUAUGAAAGUGGUCAACGAAGCACGGAAUACACCUCAUCACGAGUACGACCCAAACGAUCAGUUCAUACGCCGAUACCAUUCGGUUAAUAGUGACGAGGACAAGGCUCGUGUGAUGGACGACUUUGGGGGUGGCAAGGUCCCCGUGAUUUCGGCAACGAUGGCCUUGGGGCUGGGCCAAAAUCUCAAACGUGUACGGUGUGUAGUACACAUGGGUCGGGGAGACCCUUCCGCAAUUGGGCAGAUGGUUGGAAGGUGUGGGAGAGAUGGGAAUGUGGGGUUAGGUCUGUUGUUCAUGGAGCCAACGCGCAAGAAUGGCCGGAAUUCUGUUGCUGAAUUUACUCCGGGUUUGGAACAAAAUGACGACAUGCGGAUGGACGCUUUGGCAGUCACAAGUGUAUGUUUGAGGAUAGCCCUCAAUUUGGAUAACAAGUGUGGUUAUAUCCCCCUAGAUCCAAACGACCCAAACGUCCUCCAGGAGCAGGCCCGUGAGGACCGCCUAGGCUUCCAGAAAUGCAAGUGCUCAUGCUGUGCCCCACAGGAAGCAGAAUGCCUCAUGAAUGUGAUUCAGCAGACAACAGUUGGGAACUUUGACUCUAUUCUCAAUGACCCAUGGUCGGUUCCAAAGGAUCCCAGAAUAGUCACCAUGAAGCGAAAGCUUAGGAGUCACAUACCGAAGGGGACAUGUUGUUAUCCAAAGGAUGUGGCCGAGGACCUUGUGCAACACUUAUUGGCCAGCUUUGAGGUCUUUUACGUCGAUGUCUUGGGGCCAAGGCCUGAAUUCCUACCCUCCGUCUUUUUUGGAAUCGAUGAAGCAAGAGCCAUUGUUGCAACAAUCGAUCAAAUUUGUGCGGGGGACCUACUCAACCAAACCCUAUUGGAGAGGGUGAUUGGGGGGCAAUCAUUCAAAGGCCAGAUUGAGUCCCACAGCUCGGCUAUCAUGACCUGGAUGAAUGGAGAAUUAUACAAACUCCACCUCCACAAUAUCACACAGCUGGAUAUGUUCAUUGAGGCUGAAGGCAUACGGGUGCGGCAGGCAAUGGCUGACGAGCUAUCAGGCCUUCAAGAGGUGGCAGCGGCCCGCAGGCAUGCAGAUUUGGAGCUGAAGCGGUUGAAAAAGUCGGAGGCAAAGUCACAAGCAGCGGAGGCACGAGCGGCAGCCCGCUUGAGCAAGGCGGCUGACCUUGCGGUUGAGAAGGCUCGGUUACUUAGUGAGAAGGCGGCAGAUAAGGCUCGGAGGGAAGAAGAAAAACUCGCAAGGCUCAAAAGUGAAGCACAGACACGGGCGGCAGAGAAGGCCACGAUAAAGGCUCAAAGAGCGGCAGAGAAUUCAAAUAAGGCUGAGACCAAAGGAGGGAAAAAACAACGCAAACCGCAAGAUUGGGCAAGCAAGAAGGCAGCCCGGCAGCUUCAAUUGGUUCGAAACCUUGCGGCAAGGAAGACAGCUUGUUUGGACACCUCAAAAUGUGUGGACGAAAUGUCACAAGAAGACGACAUAACUAUGGAUAACGGCAUUGCAGGAGGGAUCAAUGAUGGGAAUGCAAAAGGACAAGAAUACAAUCAGGUUCAGCAAUUGUUUCAACCACCUGUUGUUUUCCCUGGAGUCGAUGAAGAUAGGUCGGCUGGUCGAGCGGGGAGGGUAGCCAAGCCCUACAUGUAA
Messenger RNA from Puccinia graminis f. sp. tritici CRL 75-36-700-3, 1938 nucleotides. RefSeq lists its product as uncharacterized. Gene Ontology annotation, molecular function: four-way junction helicase activity; 3'-5' DNA helicase activity. The record is from RefSeq and is a predicted model, not a curated record. Gene Ontology annotation, cellular component: cytoplasm; chromosome. Bases 1 to 1938 code for a protein of 645 amino acids. The transcript has 3 exons. Lineage: Eukaryota; Fungi; Basidiomycota; Pucciniomycetes; Pucciniales; Pucciniaceae. Gene Ontology annotation, biological process: double-strand break repair via homologous recombination.